CCCGAACAACAGCCCACCACCUUGUCGCAGUCAACAUGGCCGCCGAACUCAAGUACUACGAGCUCUACCGCCGAAGCAGUCUGGGCGGUGCCCUCACGGACACGCUGGACAACCUGAUCACCGAGCGCCGCAUCGAGCCCCAGCUGGCCAUGAAGAUCCUCACAAACUUCGACAAGGCGGUUGCCGAUGUGCUCGCAGACAAGGUCAAGGCGAGGCUGACGUUCAAGGGUCACCUUGACACCUACCGCUUCUGCGACGACGUUUGGACGUUCAUUAUCAAGGACAUCAACUUCAAGCUCGACAACACGAACCAGGUCCACGCCGAUCGCGUCAAGAUCGUCAGCUGUAACACGAAGCGUCCGGGCGAAGCCUAGAGCUGAGUCUCUGGCUUUGCUUAUACUUUGUGUUUGCUGAGUUGAUCUAGGCGAUGCGAAGAAGGUCGAAGAACAAAGGGCCCGUGAGAAAUUGAGAAUGCGAGAGAAGAGCACAUAGAAGGAGGACAUCAUGUACGAGCUCGCCGAGGAGAACAGAAUCUGGGCUAGCUGGAGGCCUAUUUGACAUUGAUUGGGCGUUAUGGAACAAGGUUGGACCUCGAUACCACGGGCAUGGUCUGGAGUUGGGGUUACGGCGCACAUCAUGAUUUACGUGGAGGAUGGCUACAUGCACAUGUGCAGAAAACAAUGAAGAUUGCAGAAUCAAUACUUGAGCAGAUAUACUCCAAACUCAACAUGCUGCUCUUCGUA
Messenger RNA from Didymella exigua CBS 183.55, 743 nucleotides. Its product is annotated as transcription initiation factor IIA gamma chain. Gene Ontology annotation, cellular component: transcription factor TFIIA complex. The record is from RefSeq and is a predicted model, not a curated record. Gene Ontology annotation, molecular function: TBP-class protein binding; RNA polymerase II general transcription initiation factor activity. Gene Ontology annotation, biological process: RNA polymerase II preinitiation complex assembly; transcription initiation at RNA polymerase II promoter. Lineage: Eukaryota; Fungi; Ascomycota; Dothideomycetes; Pleosporales; Didymellaceae. The coding region runs from base 36 to 374 and encodes 112 amino acids. The transcript has 3 exons.